Messenger RNA from Pocillopora meandrina, 16130 nucleotides. The record is from the annotation of a GenBank genome assembly. Lineage: Eukaryota; Metazoa; Cnidaria; Anthozoa; Scleractinia; Pocilloporidae.
GCAACAUCGCAGCAAUGGUGGUUCCAAAUCGAGAUCUCCCGAAACGCCUUCCAUUGCUCAUCCUCAAAGACAAAGUCCUUUUACCGGGCUCUUCCAUGAGGAUUGCUGUACGAGACAAUGCCAGGUAAGAAAAAAGCCUCAACUUUUCGCGCGUUCUUUUCCGCUGCACUGCGUAACUUUUAUAUUGCAUAAGCUCAACUUUGUUAUGUGUUUUGAUCUUUUUUGAUCGUCACAGCCUUCGUAUGAUCGAUACAAGACUUCUUCGAAAAGACACCCUAAGCAGUGUGAUCAUAGGUGUGGUACCACGACGAUCAGAGAAAGAGGUAAGUUGCAUAAAAUUAUUUUAUUUCUAUUUUAAUUUCUGUCCCGCUAAUAUUCGAUUUUAUGUAGUGUCCUAGCGAACGUGCUGUCGUGACAUCGAGCUGCACGUACAAUCUCAUUGGACCGGAAGUUCGUCAUUAGCAGAAUGACUGUGUGUUUGCAGUUUGUUUUUCGUGUGAUAAAUAAUACUUCCAAUAGAGUAGAAGUGAUUUUUUUGGGUAAACCAGUUCAAUCUUCCCUCAAACAGAAAACAAAAAAUAAAUUUAUAUCAGAAGCAGACCUAACUACUAACAAUAACUUUAGUUCCAGUUUCAAGUAAGAUAAUGCAAUGUGACCCUUGAUAUUAAAAAUAACAAACUUGAGCAACAUCUGUGUUAUGGUCGAAUAUACAUGUAGUGUAAAGAAAUAGAUGAAUCAUUUUAAAUAUGACAAAUACUAUUGGAUUCAAUCAUUUUUUUAUCUGUGUAGGUAGAAUUUAUUGAUCCAUUCUUCAAUUGAGCGAAAUUGUUUGAUUGAUUUUAGAAGCGAAGUAAACCAGUUUCAUAUUUUUUACAAAUGUUUUGGCAGUUUUUGCAUCUUCAAAUCCCCUCAUAAUUGAACUAUUUACAAUCUACAGGAUGAAGAAUCAUUGUUACAUGCCUUUGGAACAGCAUCUGUAGUAGUUCAGGUAACAGGUACCAACUGGCCAAAGCCCCUGUACACCCUGCUAGUUACUGGAUUGUGCAGAUUUAGAAUUGAUAAAAUAGUCAUGGAGGAACCUUAUUUGAUAGCAGAGGUGACACAGUUGGACAGGCCCUCCGAACAAGGUAGUUAUAUGGUAAACAUUAUCAACAUUAAACUUCUCAAAACAGUAUCACUGUAACAAAUGUGUGUCUUUAAAUAGAAAACUAUUUACAAACAUGAUGCUAUUAACAUUGCUGAUCCUAGCGAUAUACAGGACAUGUGUUAUAUGAACUUCAUAAUAGACCUCGCUCAUGGUAAAGUCUCUGGGACUCAGUGGUAGAGCCACAGAGGUCUGUGGUUCAAUUCCUUACUGGGACUUGUAAUCUUUUCCUUUGUCCCAUGCUCAUGACAAGACAAAAAACAUCUUUCUCUAAAUGUGUGUCUGUUGAGUUACGCAUCACAGAUGAUUUCAAAAUUUGGUAUUGGUGAAAAGUAUUUUAUCGGUCUAAAAAAUAUUUGCUGUGUAAUUAUUCACUGAUUGAAUAAUCUGCAGCUGUAAAAGUAAAGUAUUCUGAUGUAUUCGGAUUACAGAGGCAGAAAUAAGGAAAAAUGCUGAUUUAACAAUGCUAGCUGAAGAGUUUCGACUGUGUUCAAAUGAGUUGGUGGACAUGUUGGAUGGGAGAGUACCAUUUGUUUCCAGGCUAAAGGUAAUAAUUCAAAAGUCAUGAAAUUCCUGGUAUAUAAAAUGGAAAUAUGAUGCUUGGUGUCUUGUUUCAAUACCCAAUGUUAUACAAUGUAUGCCUGGUGAGCUCUGUAAAAAGGGAGCCUAAUUGGCAACCCUCUAGGCAAGAUUGCAAUCUUGCCAUCCAGAGAUUACCUGAUUUAAUUUUGCAAACUGAAAAAAACAAUUAUCUUAUGUGAACCCUUUAACUCCCAGCAUCUGAUUCUUUAUUCUCCCCUCUAUCUGGUACACAUUUCCUUGUUAAUUAGUUGUGAGAACUUGGUGUAAGAUUGAUUUAACAACUUCUACUGGAUGAGUUUGAGUAUUCUCAUUACCUGUUUGCUAGAUAAUGUAUGGAUAUUAUUGGGAGAAGUUAGAUAUAAAUCACUUCCUGGAGUCAAAGAGUUAAGUGGUUACUUAUAGCAGACUAUUUGUCUGCCAUAAGAAAAAUGUUUUUAAUCAGUUUUACAACUACAUUUAGAAUCACAAACCAUAUCUUGAAGACCAUAAAACAAAGUAACUGAGGGGGGUUUGUGAAUGUAUAUGGGGAUUCUCAAGUUUAAUCUUUUUGUCAUUUGAUAAAUCCUUUAUUGACCAAACAUGUUUUUUUCUAGAUGGCAUAAUCUGGGCCAUGUUCUUUUUUUACAUAUUUUUACGGAUCAUGGUAAACUUGGGAAAUACAUGUAUCAAGUUGUGUUGACCUCAUCCUUGAACAAUAACACUUAUCUUUGUUCUAUAGGACAUGUUGAGUGGAAUACCAGAUGGGAGUCUUCCUGACACGUUGGCAUCCAUUGUAAAAGCCUCUUACUUAGAGAAACUAGAGGUAUAAUGCUGAACUGCGUAAAUGACUUAAUCUUUUAACCUUUUCAAUCCUAAGAAUGAUAAAGAAGUUAUAGUUUCCUCACGCGAUAUCAAUGUAGGACAUUUAUUUUCAAUGGAAAUGAUCUUCUUGUAUCCAUCUGUGUAGAUCCUGAAUACAGUAGAUUUGAUUGAAAGGUUCAAGAAAUCUCUUCUUUUGCUACGGAGACAAAAAGAGGUAGAGUACAUCUUUCAGUUUAUUAUUGAAUAAUUUUAUUAAAUUAGUAAGUCAGGAUCAUGGAAGUGGUGUUUAAAUUUAGUUGCUGGAUCAUUUUGGAAAGUAUAUCAGUCACUUAGUAAGAUGGGAGUUAUUAUGUUAUAUUACAUAAUAGAUUUGAUUAAUUAUUAUUACUACAAUGAUUAUUUGACUGCAUUCACAAUUCUGUCUCAAUUUUAUUUUUGUAAAUUGGGACAACCUUUCUCUCUUACUUUAUCCAUCAAUACGAAUGCACUUUUUUUUUGGAAUUGGGACAUUCCUUUAGUGAACAAACUGAAAAAGGAUUAGCAUAGGACAUGAUUGCUUUUGAAAGUAAAACUAAAUUUAGAAACUAACCUGAUUGUUUGGCAAAAUUGACUUAUUGUUUUUGCUCAAUUAGAUUUAGGAGGGCACACCAGGUCAACACCUAAUUAUUACUUGUUACUUUUAUCUUUGAAAAUAUGAGUCAAAGUGUUUCCUGCUCAGACGAGAAAUGUUUCAUUCUAUAACAUGCUUAAAGUAGCAAGUAGGGCUCUUAAACAGGUCACCCUUUAUUAUUUGCUGGUACCUGUUAAUCAAUAUAUGCAGGUUAUGAGAGGCACUUUGUUCAUGGGAAUACUCUUAUAAAUGUCUUGCCCUUUCAAAGAUUUAAAAAAAAAAUGAAUUAAAUAAAUCAUUCCACUUUCACCCAUUCAUUCCAGGUGAUGGUUGGGAAAUCUUUCUAUUUUCAUCAACUAAAAUUUCUUUAAAUUUCAGGGAAUGAGAGGUAGCCACCCGCUGAAGGGUGGUUCAGAAUUUAACAGAAGGAUGUGGAAAAAUAAUACAAAGGUAUUUUAACCUUUAGAUGCUCUAUUGAUGAGAUCCUUAGACUAUUAAUUGAAAUGUUUCCAAAGAGUUUUGAAAUCCACCAAAAAGAAGGUGCAUUUAUGCUGUGGAUUCACUUCUGGAGUAAAUACUGAUCAGUUUAAAAACAUCUUGCUGGAGAUCUUAAGUAAAGUACAACAAUUUAUGGGAUGCAAAAUGAUAUAAAAGUUAAAUGUAACUAAUGUGGCAAUAAAAUAAUAUUACAGUUUCAAUUGAAUGGAAAUCUAUUUAUCACUAACAUUUUGAUUUUUCAGAUUGACUUUUCUUGGCUGUGGCCUUGCUUUAUGAGUGUAUGUAUCAAAUGUAUUUAAUAUGUAUCUCAAUUCCUAUUUUGUUGUCAAUUUAAGCGUGGCAGCAUACUCAUUUCUAAGGAACCCAAAAGGAUUUCCAAAGGUUUAGAUGAUGAUGACGACAAUAAUGAUGAAGAUGAUGUGGAGGAACUUGAAAGGAAAAUUAGGUAUGAUAAUUUCUUUAAAAAUGUUUGUAAUUUAGUUCUACAACUGUGUGAUUAUUGUUGGGUACAUUGACUUGUAACAUUCUGAAAUUCAUAUCAGAUUCUGUUUUUGAUCAUCAGCUUAGACGGAAAAAAAGUAGUUGAUCUAGUUGUUCCUUUGUUCUGUUUCCCUGUGCAUUUAAAAUGUAACUUUGAACCCUUUAUCUCCCAAGAUCUGAUUUAGGUCCAACAAGACAGGUAGGUUUAGGUCCUCUCAAGAUCUCAUUAUUAAUUCUCCCCUGUAGCUGCUACACAUUUCCUUCUAAACUAGGUAUGAGAAUUUAAUGGAUUUCUAGAUUACAACUUCUACCUGACCUGACCUAAAAUAGUAGAUAAAAUAUCAAAGUUAAGAUAAAAAGAAAUGUCUUGCUUGGUGGUAGAACAUUUGAAUGUUUUCACUCUUCACAAUGUUUGAAGGCACAGAAAUUUUUAAUAAACUCCCUUUAAACAUUGUGAAGAGUGAAAACAUUCAAACGUUCUGCCGCCGAGUAAGACAUUUCUUUUUAUAUUAACUUUGAUAUUUUGUCUACUAUUUUAGGUCUUAAUUGUGUUUUGGCUUUGUAGUCUUAGGCUGUUAAUGUAGUUUUAAAAUUCUAGUCAUGUAUAUAUAUAAUUGAGAAUUUUGAUGUAAAUUUUUUUUUAGAAACAGGGCCCCUAUGGAUACCAGCCUUAGAGCUGAAUGGGCUACCCUGUGUGAAUAAAGUUUUUACUUUUUUACUUUUUUUUUUUACUUUACCUACAAGGAGAAGUUACAUGUUAAUCACUUCUAAGAGUUGAAGGGUCGUGGCAUUAUUUUUGAGUUUCUAUUCUUUAUUUCUGAAGUGAUCACUUUCAUUGUAAAAAUUGUUGUUGAAUGGAUGCUAGAAGAGUAUUAGGGUUGAAACUUUAUUGUUUUCAUUUGAUUUCUGUGCUAAUUUGGAGUUAUCAUUUGAAUGUUAUAAUUUGCCCAAAAUCACCUAAAAAAAACACUGUUUGAGGGCCAUAAAUGUUAACAGAACUGGAAAGAGCUGCUCAGCUUGGUGUACAGCCCUAUGAGAUUUUGUGGUGUAAGAUGGUAACUGACUGAGUUAAGUCAACCUGAAUGGGAAGAUAUUUAGCUCAUAGGAUAAUAUUAAGAACUUGGCUCAGUCUUUACUAGGUACUUAUUUCUUGUUUAUGUUUUGCCAGGUCUGCUGACCUUCCAGAACAUGCUUUCAAAGUAGCUAUGAAGGAGUUGAAGGUAGUUAUGUGUCCUAUCUAUCAUUUAUCUAAGGUAUAAAGUCUCUCAUAGGACCAAAUGUCCUUGUAACCUGUUAUUUGUGGGCAGCAUAGGCUGUUGGGAAGGCAAAGUUAAACUGUGCUAUUCUGAAGUAUUACAUACUUACUGAUUAAGUGAGAGGGCCAGAUGGGAAAAUAAGAGGCUCAAGAUCAUAACAUAUGGACCAAUUCCAGCAAGGUUUGUACACUGUGACCGAGAGCCAAAUAUUUUCCUGUUUGGCCUGACCAAACUCAGUCAAGAAGCUUUUCAUUAUACAAGCGCUAAUUGUUGAAAAUUUUGAAAAUUUUGUUUUCAACCUUAAAGUGCACAAUGGACAGGAACACAGGAGAACCUAAAAAGGAUUCUACAAAUAUGAAAACUUUUCCUUUGUUUUUUCAAACCAGAAAAAGAAACUUUUCCUUUAAAUUUUUGCAACAAAGAUGUGAGUGCUGGGCCACAAGGCUUUACCCAGACAGGGUCAGGUCAACCUGUUAGCUACACUUGUCAGCUUUCACUGUGAUUUUCUAUGGAUUGCACACAAGGGGCAUUAUGGGUCAUAUGUUAAUCAUUGUUUUUGAACUUAUGGAUGAUAAUUUCCUUUCUAUAACUGUAAUUUUAAGCGCUUGAAGAAGAUGCCCCCACAGUUCCCAGAGCAUGCUACAGCAAGGUACUUUGAUUUUAUUUGUUAUAUAAUAAAUGAACUCUAUGUUACAUAGUUACUUGUACUUGGUAUGUUACAAAUGCAAGCCCUUGCUCAUUAAGAGAAGGUGUUAUUAAUGACGUGUCAUUUUUUUUUUAAGAAAUUAUCUGGAGUGGAUGGUUGACCUCCCAUGGAGCAAAGAAACUACAGACAAGUUAGACAUAUCCCAAGCAAGGUAACAGUGGGUGGAAAUUACUGCAAUUUUUUAGUUGCUUUUCUUAAGAAUGCUUUGCUUCUCAUCUCUUGCAGUGAUUGGUACAGCAAACUCACACCACUUCUUGGAAGAAAAUAUUUGUUCUAACAGCUAAUUUAAUAUUGUUUGUAAUGCCAUUUUAGAGCGGAUCUGGAUCAUGACCAUUAUGGCUUGGAGAAACUGAAGAAGAGGGUCAUUGAGUAUCUGGCUGUUCGAAAAUUGAAAAACAGUUUGAAAGGUAAUGCUGCAGUUUGAAAAUGUACAGAACACCUCAGUCUAUGUUUAUCUUUGGUCAACUCCUCUCUCUCCUCAUAAUUUUUCUUUCCUAUAGUAGGUCAGUUGGUCAUUUGGCCAGCAGUCAGUUGCCAGACUAUUUGUAAUUUUAUUCAAUGUGUUUAUGGGUGCUUUCAUUUGCUAACAUUGUCUUGUAUGUGUAGGUCCUAUUUUAUGCUUUGUUGGCCCCCCUGGGGUUGGAAAGACAAGUGUUGGAAGAUCUAUUGCAAACACUCUUGGCAGAGAAUUUCAGAGGUACAACAAGUAUUAAGUUUUUAUUUAAAAAAAACCAAUUAAUUCUAUAUUAAUAUUUCGAAACACUGUGUAAUGUUCAGUUAGGUUACUGUUGCUUGUUUACCUCAAGAAAAUAGGGGUUAAUAAGGGUGGAGUAGUAACAUGUAAUAGUUCCAGGUACAGGUAAUCAGUGCCACAUGCAUAUAACUUGUACAGUGCUGGAAAUAUUUUCUCUUCAGUACUUUUCAACUGAUGGAACAAUUGUAGGAAAACUCAUGGUUAUGAAUAAUUAUUCUCCAUCAAUUUCUUUUUUUGUGUGUGUAAGUUCUGUUAGCGUGAUGUUUCCUGAAACUGUACUUGUUUACUAAUGAUACUUUAAUUAUUAUUUUCCAGAAUAUCACUUGGUGGAAUUUGUGACCAGUCAGAUAUCAGAGGACAUCGGUAAGAUUUUAUCAUCUUGGAGGAUAGCCUUUUUUCGGAAUUCUUGUUUUUCAUUAGGGCAGUGCUUUGAUGGUAUCAAAUUCUUGCAGAAAUUAUUUCUUAUACAGACAUGGAUCCACCCAGAUAUUCUACAACAUACAUGUAAUCUCCAUACCAUAGGACUGGGUGUGCUUCUGUUAUUUACGCCUUUGACACCCUAGCAUCAGUAUGGAUGUUUGCCAUACUGUUCUUUAUACAUUGCUCAUGGUGGUGACCAGGAGCAUCUGUUUCUCAUUAAAAGCUUCUUUGGUUGGUAAUCAAUUCCUUAUUAUUCUCCUGGGCCCAUUUUUUUGAAAGCCGAUUAGUGCCAACCCAGGGUUAAAUUUUAAUCUGAGUUUCUAUACUUCUUUGUUCGAUAGCCUUUUUGGGAUCAUUUUCUCUACUCUAUAUGGAGCAUCCAAUCAUCAAACUGUUGACAAAAAGAAUUCAACUGAAUUUUCCAUAAAAGCUUCCAGAGCUGAAAUCCGAUUUCACACUAACCCUGGGUUAUCUAAACCCAGCUUUGAACAACCCAGCCCUGACCCUAUUGUUUGAUUUAGCAUUUUUUAACUGUAAGGAGAAAUUACAGAUGCUUGGCUCUAAGAGGAAACAGGGGCAAGUAUGAUGCAAUCCUAGGCUCAAUAGCUGACUUUUUCUGUUUAAGAAGAUUAUCAUGUAAUCACUGUGACUCAUCUUUGAGUGCAUACAUGUAUGUGUUUUUAUAGGCGAACAUACAUAGGAUCAAUGCCUGGAAGGAUCUUAAAUGCCUUGAAAACGGUUGGAGCAAAGAAUCCUGUUAUCUUGUUGGAUGAAGUGGACAAGAUGGUAUUGAUAAACUUGAUUUCAUUGGAUGUAAUUUAAGUUGCACCAAAUUUUUCUUCCUUUCUCUCACUCUUUUCAACCUUCCUGCUUCUUUCUUUUCUCAAUUUGCCUGAGAUUGAUAUCUUUAAAAGCCCUGGACCAGAAAAAGAGACUCCUUUGAUUAAUUGUUUACCUUUUCAUAGGGCAAGAGUCUUCAUGGUGACCCCGCUGCUGCCCUAUUGGAAGUGUUGGACCCUGAACAGAAUUGGACAUUUGUAGACCAGUAUCUUUUUUGAUCAAGCCCUUCAUUUAAUAACAUUUGACAUAUACCAUGGGUUUGAUGAUUGUUUGUUACAGUUAACCCCCCCCCCCUCAUAUUUAAUUUAGGUUGAACCAUUUGCAUGACAAUUUACUAGCACUCAUUUACUACUCUCAGGUUGAUGUGAAAACUGUUCAUUCUUGCCGUAGAUGAAGAAUCUAAAUGAAAACAAUUAAAUUAUAUGCUGAUAAUUAUUCAGACAAAAAUUUCAAGUGAGCUCAUUGAAUAGAUGGGUUGAUCAUGUGGCAAAGAGCCAGAGGGAGGGAAUAGAGAGAGUUCAAAGAGGAGAAAAGGAUGGAAGGGGAGGGUGGGCUGGUAAAAAAGAAAAUUAAUCCUUAAGUGCUUUGUUCAUGAACCUUUCAUUGAGUGUCUUUUUUUUUCACUCUAAAAAUGUAUUUUCGCUUAUUGUGUCCUUAACACAGACUUCUUUGUAGCUACCUCAAUAUUCCAUUUGAUCUUUCACAAGUGAGUAUUGUCUGAGCUUUUGAAAUUGAUAUAUCGUUUUUCUAAUUUUCCUCUUAGCUGCCUUUGUUUACUUAUUUGCCCAUUUUGGUUCCUUUUAUCCUACAGGUUCUGUUUAUAGCCACUGCAAAUACUGUUAGCACCAUACCUCCUGCUUUGCUUGAUCGAAUGGAGGUGAGAGAUGUUCAGUUGUAAAUGAGAAGGACAAGGCAGUCAAACCCCCGCUGUUUUCUCGUAAUAUGUUGUUAUUAUGAACAAGUGUGGUGUACUAUUUAGCCUCCUUACCUUCCCCCUUUGUCAUCUUGUUUCCAGGUAGGGGGGGUUGGAAAGGGUGGGACGGGGGGGUGAAAAUGAAGGGACAGGAAGGGGAGGGUAGAGGGAAUGAUAUAAUGUAGCCCACGAGAGGUCGUUAUAAUUAUGUGACAACAAGUUUGUCUUGUUGUAUGACUGUAUUGGAUUUUUUAACUGUUUUUUUUUUCUUCUUUAAAUUUCAGUUGAUCAUGGUUCCAGGUUACACUCAGGAAGAGAAGAUCGCUAUUACUAAGCGGCAUCUUUUGCCAAAACAGCUGAAGGUUCGGAAAUUGUUUUAAAAAGACAAUUUUUAACCGCUAGGGUUACAGAAUAAUAAAGAAGUAACAACUUUUUGUUUCUUUUUUCUCAUUUAGGAACAUGGACUUGCUGAACAAGACAUGGAAUUUCCUGAGGAUUCUAUGAAGGCAAUAAGUAAGUAAAAUGACUUAUUGGCGGGUGGGCGCUUAUCAACUUUUCCUUCCUACAUGGGGCCCUUUUCGAGGUGGGAGGUGGCUGCUCUUUCGAGGUUAAGCGCUCAACCCUUUAACUCCCAGGAUCUGAUUGUUAAUUCUCCCCUCUGGUUGCUACACAUUUCCUUGUGAACUAGUUACGAGAAUUUGGUGUUAAAUCAAGAUGGCAACUCCUGCCUGAUGAGUCUGAGUAUUCUCAUUACCUUUUUGCUGGAUAAUUUAUGGAUAUUAUAGGGAGAAGUUACAUGUUAAUCAUUCCUGGAAGUUAAAGGGUUGAUUGAAUAAAUACGUUAAUCAGCUUUCACGACCUAAACAGGUAGCGUUCGAUUGGCAUCCAACUGCACACUCGAUACUGAAUUCUGCUUAGGUUGUGGUAACGUCAGUCUUUUUUUAACAACGUUAGUCGCUGUCCGAAUUAACUACGGAUGAUCUCAUUUCACCUCGGAAUCUCUCUCAUAUUCGUUAUCAAUGUUAGGAUUUGUUUCAUUGAUGGCUGUUUACAUUUUUCUCUUCUUUAGAAGUGCUAUUGACUCAGUUUUCGGUGAUCUUUUUUCAGUCUCUAAUUACACCCGGGAAGCUGGAGUGAGGUCACUGGAGCGCAAGAUUGGUGGCGUGUGUCGGGCUGUGGCCGUGCAGGUAUGGAUUUGAAGAGUAGCUCUUCUGGUAACAAUGUAACCAGCGCCGGACUGAGAAGUCAGAAAUGCGAUCGUGGGGAAGACACACGCAAGGGCGGUGACGUCUGAGGCAUGGACGAGAGAAGGGGGAGAGAGGGGUUCUUCCAUCUUUUUCAAGAAUCUUAAGCAUUCAACCCGUGUCAUGUCGCACUGUAACACGGUCAAUAUUUAUUUGGCAGUUUUUGUUUAUUUCGCUAAACUAUUCAUAUUUAGGUUGUGGCAGUUCCUUUACUAUAAACACUGACUUAUUUAUUAGAAGACAUCGUAAAACACUGCGAAGUCGUUCAUAACCGAUCUUACACUCAGAAAAGUGAUCAACAGGCAGCCUUGUCAGUAUUAAAUUAUUGCAUUGAAAGGCAAUCAGAGGAUAAGGAUUGAAAAAGCUCAAGGAAGUUGAAUGAGUGGAACACAAAUUCUGCAAACUAACAUAUGAUUAAACGCAAGACGCUAACCAAGGAGAAUAUAACUUAAUCUCUGGUAGCGAGUCACGGUAGAAGGGCAGUAUUGGCUAAUUACUGUUAUGACUUUUUAAAUUUUUGGGUGCUUUGUUAUCACUCGUGUAGGUAGCUGAAGCAACGAGAGGUGCUUCAGGACAAGCUGAAGAAAGUAGCGGACAAGAAUCCAAAGAAGGGGAAGCCGAAAAACCCAAGAGCGAAACUGAUAAACCCGCUGACCGAGAGGCGUUUUUGAUCACUGAAAAAUUCUUGACUGAAGCAUUAGGGGUAAGAUACUCAGUAAAUGUGUCACUCCUGGCACUCAGGGAAAUUCUUUUUUCUCUCAAGGAAUUUAUUCCCAGUGGUUGAGGAUGUUUCUUUUUCCUUUUUUUUUUCACUGACGUUUGCAAGUUGAUUUAUUUUUUUUAGCCUCCUGUAUUUGAAUCUGAAGUGGCUCAAAGACUGUCAACUCCAGGUGUGGCAGUAGGUAAGUCAAAUUUAAGACAAGAUCAAGCAAAGAGACUGAAUCUUCACAGUUUUAUUUAGGAUUACAGGAGUGUGGACGCCAGAGAAUAGUACAAUUUUAAUUGAGUGUCGAAAAUAAUUCGGGAUUGUAUUGAUUUUGCUUUGCUUUGCGAUUGGUCUAGAAAACUCGCUUACCAAAUCAGAGGCAAACCUUAAACCAACCGCGACUUGGUCAUUCGCGUUUUCCCGCGCUUCAAGCAGCUCGCCUGUUUUACUUUCACUUCAUAUACACUGUAGGCUUAAGGCUUGGGAUGAUACUAACCUUUGCCCUGAUUGGCUGUUUUGAAUACUUAAAUCGAAGUACGUAAUAAUGUCGCGACUGACCUGAAAUUUGCAAUUCUCGUGUCUUUGGUUGAGUACAUAUCCUUAGUUCUCUGAAUGCGCAUUAUUCUUUCCCCCCACCCCUUCCCUGCAGACAUCCUGUCGAUGUCAGGCUUGCUAAAAGCUCAGUUCUGAUGUGCGGAUAAUACUGGAGACUGAAAUACCAUUUUGAAGACAGUUGAAAGAGAUGAUUAUUUGUUUCGCUAGGUUUGGCGUGGACAGCAAUGGGUGGUGAAAUCAUGUUUGUGGAGGCGACGCGAAUGGGAGGAGAGGGAAAAAUCACUUUGACUGGACAGCUGGGUAAGUUCACUGAUUUAUAGGUAUAUUGUUUAAUGGCCAAAAAUCGGCCACGUCCAAGCACGGUUUCCUCGACAGAAAGCAAACUUGAGUCUUUUGUCGCUUUCCAAUUGACAGAACUGGCCAGUUCAAUUGUUAUGUCCGUAAUUAAGACUGGUCAGUCACUUCUGAGUCUUGAGAUAACUAGUCGUGUCAGUUAGUUUUAAAGCUCUUGUGCGGACUACCCACGAAACGCAUAGGAUCUUUGUCUACUAUUUUCGACAAGAGUACAAACUUACUACAGGUCAGCUUCUCCUGUACGCUGGCAACAAUUACUUAUUUCCCUGCGGAAUCUGGUGACUAAAAUUGCCCUCACUGUGAACAAACUUUCACCUAGAACAGUUCACAGCAUCGUCUCAAACGUUUACAUUUCCAACUUCAGGGGAUGUCAUGAAAGAAUCCGCACAGUUGGCGUUGAGCUGGCUUAGAAGUCGCUCAACUGAGGUGAGUUUUUUUCUUUUUACACCAUGUGGCUUGGUUAUUUGAGCAAGUGACGUACCAUUGUGGACUUAAGCUUAUAAAUGAUGAUGGCUGUGAUUAUUAUGCACAUCCUGUACUGGGCAUAAUAAUCCCGUAAUAAGGUGAAUAAGCGCGCGGGCAUUCCGAGAACACGGUAUUGUUUUUCAAUCCAUGGAAUAAAUAAAGAGGAACGGAGGUCUUGUGCUUUUGAACAAUCACGGUGAUCUAUAAAUUUUUAUUGCAUAAUUUUGGUGUACAAAUUAUCUCCUUUAAAUUGGAGAAAUCAAAACAUUCAAGGAAAGCGUUGAAAAAAAUUGUUCGAUAUCAUUUUUUUUCUGAGGAAUUACCUUAAUCAAACCUAUGGUUUGUGCUCUGACCUCAUCCUUUAUCCUCUAGAGUAUUUUCAAAGGUUUUAUGUAAAAGAACCAAAAACAACCCUGUUCUCACAACGCUACUGUUUCAAAUUGGUGGUGAUUCAGGUAUUGUGGUUUGGAAGAAUUCGAUCCUAUGCUCAAAGAAUAGUCAUAACUCUGUUGGCCUUUUGGAAAGUAUCGAGGAAUUGGGAUCAUUCAAUUACGUUUUAACUUCUCAUGCAUAUUGUAUUUGUCAGACAGUAACUGAGUGUUUUAUCCUUUUCUCCCGGUCACUGCAGUACUGUCUGACAUCAGAGGACGGCGUGGAUCUACUUGAGCGCACAGAUGUACAUAUUCAUUUCCCAGCAGGCGCCGUUGGCAAAGACGGCCCAUCAGCUGGAGUUACCAUUGUUACUGUUCUUGUAUCGCUUUUCAGGUAAAUAGGACAAUAUUUCACUAAAUGUCGAAUUUACUCCGGAUUGCGUUAGUUCUGACCUUUUACCCUUUGUAUUGGUCUCGUAAACUCGCAAUGUACUCCCAACGAAUCAUCGGCUCAACUCAAACCAGUCGCGACUUAUUGGGUGCUCGCGCUUUCUCUCUCGUUUAAAUACUUUGAGUUCCAAUUGGCACCUGAUAAUAGUAGCCUAUGUUCUUAUUGGCCAUCAUAAGAACCUUGGUUUCGUUUUACGACAAUGGAUCGAAGAGCAAAAGGAAUUGGGAAGAGAAAAAACCUUGAGUCCUUGCGAGGAUGUGAACCUCAGAUCUUCGGAUUUUAUGAUCUCAUGGUCUACCAAUGAACUAUAGGGAGUCUAUAGGUUCUCGCUUCUUUCAAAGAUCGAGAUAAAAGUAAAAGGAAAAAGUUGUGAUAGAGCAGAGGUGGAAUCAGUUGAGUAGAGCUACGAAAACUUUCCCUCUCUACAAACUCUUAACUCUCUGUGGGUUCUCUCCAUCUUAGUUUUAAAAAUCUUCUCGCUUAUUAAAUCACGCUCUGGAAAAUAAUGGCGUUUGGAAAUGAAUCUUACUUUAUAUGGCAUCGAUCCCUUUGAUUUUGUAUAUAAAUUAAUGCUGUAUUUGCUCUAAUUUCGCAUCCUACUCUUGCUUUUACAGCGGCCGAUGUACCCGUUCAGACACAGCCAUGACCGGAGAAAUAACCUUGAGGGGGCUUGUUUUACCGGUAUGGUUUGCUGUGUAGUGUACCUUUUUAGCGAUAAUAUGAACCCCAAAGGGUUGACACGGUUGUGUCAUUUGUACACAGAUAAUUUAUUAGCGAAGAAACUUAUUUGCUAAUGUAUUCUUGUAGGUCGGUGGAAUCAAGGAAAAAGUGUUGGCUGCCCACAGGGCUGGACUAAAGAGGGUGAUACUACCGAAAAGAAACGAAAAGGUGGGUCAAAUUGGGGCAGAGUGAUUCAACAAUUAGUGGACCAGUUUGGACUUAAAUGGGAGUGUUCAGUAGAGAAGAGGUGGUUGCUUUAUAGAGAAGGGGGGGGAGGGAAGGGGUCUCAUCAGAGACGGGGAGGGAGCAAAUUAGAGAGGUGGUAUAGGGGUGUAUUAGUGUAAGAUAGGAAGCUUAUCAAAGAGGGAUAGGGGCCUAUUAGAGUGGAGUGUAGUGGGCAUAUUAGAGAUGGGGUGGGUAGUUUUAUCGAUGAGGGGUUAGGAUGCUUAUCAAAGAGGGAACGGGGCGGGGCUAAUGAGAUAGCAGGUGGAGGCACAAUGGGGAGGGGUAGGGGCCUUUUAGAGGGAAGGUUGGAGACUACUAGAGAAGGGCGGAGGCUCAUUGAAGAGGGGCUGCAUGGAGCUUAUCGCAGAAGGGGUGGGGAGUUUUUUAGAGAGGGAAUGAGCUGUUACUAGAGCGUUUGUAGUCUCUACAGAAUAAUCUCAAACUAUAUCAAAAUGAGCCUAUUGAUAUUUGCUAUUGUCGUUUUUUUCACUACUAUCCAGGAUCUUUCAGAGCUGCCGGAUAACGUGAAGGUAAGAGAUUUGAAAAAUUGAAAGGAGUGCUUCGUUUGUCCUUGUCACAGAGACAUUUUUUAAGGCAACGUAAAUCCUUUACUUCUUCUUACUUGCGAUCAAAGAGCACGUCGCCGGGACUGCCAUUUAUCAGAAUAUUACAGAUUGACAAAUUAUUUCCCUCUUGCUCUUAUUGUGAAGCAACAUUCAUAGUACUAACACAAGCGUAAAACAACGAAAAGUUUGGGACUUACUGAUGUGAUCAGCUUUGGAAUUAGUAGUUUUAAAUAUUGUCUUUCAAUACGUUUGCUACGCGAAGUGGGGUGCAUGAGAUUCACUUAUUUUGAGGAACUAAAAUAGAAAAUAUUUUUCCCUCAAUAUGUUCUUAGUCAUCAUUUCUUAUGCUUUUCUUCUUUCUUUUUUUUCAAGGAUGAGAUGAACUUUAUCUUGGUCAACCGGGUGGAGGAUGUUUUACGCGCUGCGUUUGAUGAUGAAUCUCCAGGAAUGGCACAAGCUAUUAGUAGCAAGCUAUAGAGAUUACCUGUUACCGCAAAACUUUUAAGACAGUUCGUAGGCAACAUCGUAAAAACCUAACUUGCCUAGCACUGAGAUGGCAGGAUUCAAAGGAGAAUUGAUUCUUGCGAAAGGACUGGUUUUAACUUGGGCUGAACUUGAAAGUUCCGUAAUGUUUCAAAACCAUCAAUAACCCUUAACCCCUAAGAGUGACUGCCAUCAUAUUUCUCCAUGCCAGAUCUCAAUCAAACCCGAAGGUCAUGAGAAUAAAAGGAAUGAUUGGUAAUUAAAGAGGCUCUUAAUUGUUUGAAAAUUUUUCCUAGUAAACACCACAGGAAAUGUGCAGAGAAAAGUGUGGAGUAUAUGCAUACUGAUGUUACGGUGUAAAGGUUUAAUGAGAUACAAAACCACGGUUUAAUUAGCAUUGUGAUUAAUGUUUUUGCAUAGUGAGGGUUGUUCAUGUUGUGUAGAAUCUGUGAAUUCGUUUUGUCCCUUUCUGUUUCGAUUGAUGAUCACAAAAACUGAAUCAAAAUAAACCAUAAAAAAGCAAACAAAAACUUGAAAAGGAUUCAUGUUAUAAAAAUAAUGAUAUUGAUAGUGUUUUCAGGUUAAGAAAGAAGUAGAGAAAUAUAGAUUGUUUUCGCUGAAAUACCAGUUUCAGACUCUUGAAACACAAGAUCUUAAAAGUGCAUGAUUUCACUAGAAAUGCAGUUUAUAAAAAUUAUUUAUUGAUCGACGUUUUUUACAAGAAAGAAUUCAUGUCGAGGUUUUUCCGUUUUCUUUUGCGUGGCUAAUACUGAGACAGUUCACAGGUGCACCUAUUGGCUUCACUAUCUUCAAUUCACAACAAGCCAAGCGUAAUGAAAAGUGCAGUAUACUUAAAGAACAACCUCUCUUCUCAGCUUAAUUCAUGAGGGUUGAUAAAGUGAGUUUGUGUAAUCCUUUCGUUAUAAGUUAAUGAGUCUAUCACUGAGAAGAUCAAUAAAAAACAGUUGUGAACACCUAUUCAAAUA